AUGGGUCUUGUCUACUGCAUCAGCGAUCAUCAGCUAUUGCCUGAUGUGGCACUGCAGCAGCAGUUAUCAAAACUGAUGAAGCUGGGCGCUAUUCAUGUAGGAAUCUUCUGCUUGUACAAAAUUCAUUGUAGACCUAGCAAGGAAAAUAUCUAUAAGUUGCAACUGCAGAAUCACAACCUUCUGUGUUUGCAUAUUGGUUUUAAGGUGAAGCAGAUCCGCUGUUUUCAUGCAACAGCUGCGCGCAUUAGUGCUGGUGGAGCCUUGUUUGUGCACAGAGAUACUCCUGAAAACAAUCCAGAUACCCCAUUUGAUUUUACACCUGAAAAUUAUAAGAGAAUAGAGGCAAUAGUAAACAACUUCCCAGAGGGACACCGAUCUUCGGCUGUGAUGCCAGUCCUUGAUCUAGCCCAAAGACAGAAUGGAUGGCUACCUAUAUCAGCUAUGAAUAAGGUUGCUGAGGUUCUUCAGAUGCCUCCCAUGAGAGUAUAUGAAGUAGCAACCUUUUACACCAUGUAUAAUCGUAAACCUGUUGGAAAGUACCAUAUUCAGAUUUGUACCACUACACCUUGCAUGUUGCGAGACUCUGAUGGCAUCUUAGAAGCCAUCCAGAAGAAGCUUGGUAUAAAAGCAGGGGAAACAACGCCUGAUAAACUCUUCACACUGAUUGAAGUAGAAUGCUUGGGUGCCUGUGUAAAUGCACCUAUGGUCCAAAUAAACGAUAACUAUUACGAAGACCUGACCCCAAAAGACAUGGAAGACAUAAUUGAUGAACUAAAAGCUGGAAAAGUUCCAAAACCUGGCCCAAGGAGCGGGCGCUUCUCAUGUGAGCCGGCUGGUGAACUGACUUCUCUGACAGAACCACCCAAAGGACCUGGUUUUGGAGUUCGGUCAGACCUUUAACAAUGUUGUACUAAUUGUAAAAAACAAAACAAAAGGACUA
Messenger RNA from Euleptes europaea (tarantolino), 940 nucleotides. It is a transcript of the gene NDUFV2, whose product is annotated as NADH:ubiquinone oxidoreductase core subunit V2. Bases 1 to 900 code for a protein of 299 amino acids. Gene Ontology annotation, molecular function: NADH dehydrogenase activity. The record is from RefSeq and is a predicted model, not a curated record. Gene Ontology annotation, biological process: mitochondrial electron transport, NADH to ubiquinone. The transcript has 8 exons. Lineage: Eukaryota; Metazoa; Chordata; Lepidosauria; Squamata; Sphaerodactylidae.